Molecule: messenger RNA, 2071 nt
Organism: Pungitius pungitius (ninespine stickleback)
Lineage: Eukaryota; Metazoa; Chordata; Actinopteri; Perciformes; Gasterosteidae
Exons: 2
Coding region: 49-1647 (532 amino acids)
Molecular function (GO): GTP binding
Source: RefSeq, a predicted model, not a curated record
GGGGACUUACAAAGUGCUCAAUAAUCAAACCCCCGUGAAGCAGUGAUCAUGGCAAUGAUGACUAAUGCUGCUUUGAAAUAUAAGGACAUCAUCUCAAAAAGUUAUGAGAUCCAUAAAGGAUCUCCUACACUCUACCAACUGAGACCAAAGAAAGAGAAUAUUGGAACUCUGAAAAGAAUGAGUCUCGGUGUAAAAAAUCCCAAAAGGGAAAACAAAACCAUCUUGCUUGUUGGUGAAACAGGAACAGGAAAGUCUACUAUGAUCAACACUCUGGUGAACUUCGCCAUGGGAGUGAAGUGGGAGGAUGAUGUCUGGUUUCAGAUCGUAGAGGACGAGAAGAAAGAGCAAUCACAGAGUCAGACGUCAGAUGUGAUCGUGUACAAGAUCUUUGGACUUGAGGAAAAAACUCUGCCCUACUCUCUAACCAUAAUCGACACUCCUGGAUACGGCGACACAGGAGGAAUUGAACAUGAUGAAAUAGUCAGACAACGGUUAUUUGACUUGUUUCGCUCAGAAGAUGGAGUUCAUGAGAUCGAUGCGGUGGGUCUGGUGCUGAAAGCAGGCGAGAAUCGACUGAGUGACCGACUGUCAUACAUAUUUAAUUCAGUGGUUUCUCUGUUUGGAAAAGAUCUGGAGCAUAACAUUGUUGCCCUCAUCACACACUCACCGGGAGGAACUCCUAAAAAUGCUCUGGAAGCCCUCAAUGCUGCAAACAUUAAGUGUGCCAGAAAUAAUAAGAAUCAGCCUGUUCACUUCCUGUUUAAUAACUGCCAAAACAAAGCCAGGACGGAAGAUGUAGAUGAUCUUCAACAAGCAUAUAACAAAGCUAUGAAAGGAAUGGAGCAGUUCGCAGACUUUCUGCAAAAAACUGCACCUCAAAAGCUGGAGACAACCGUUCAUGUUCUGAAUGAACGAAUUGGACUUACAGCCUGCGUCCAAAACCUGCAGGAGAGAGUCCAGUCUUUGAAAAUCAAACAGAAUGAAAUCCAGCAGACUCAAUUAGGUCUGAAUAAAUACCAAGAAGCAAUGAAGUCUUUUGAAGGGUUCACUAUGGAAGUCGAUCAGCCCUACAAAGUUAAAGAAAAAGUAAAAAGUGGAAAGUGGGGGAUGAUCUUCUUUGAAGGAGCUGUCACCUGCAAAGUCUGUGAGGAAAACUGUCACUUUCCUGGAUGCACCAUGGCCCGCAGUCCUUCAGGCUGUGAGAUUAUGAAAGGUGGCCGCUGCACCUCAUGUACCAACAGGUGCCCUGUAGCAGACCACGUUAAAGAAAACUGGAGGUAUGUGACCAAGACCCGCAGUGUUAAAAUAACUCUGCAAGAUGUAAAAUACAAUUAUGAAAAGAACAAAGCACAGACUAAGAUGAAGAUGAACAUUUUGGAAAGUCUUGAAAAAGAGAUGGAAAACCUUGAAUUACGUAAAACACAAUUCCUGUAUGAGUCCUACGAGCAUGUUAUCAAACUGGAAAAGAUAGCUUUGAAUGUUGCUUCAGUGUCCACGUAUGUCCACCUGGACUUCCUGAUCGAGGAGAUGGAGAAGAAAAGCGACCCCGGGAAGGUCCAGAAGCUUCAAGAGAUGUCAAGUAUAAAAGAUAAAGGAGUUCUCGCAGGGGUUCAGUACCUGUAUCGUGCAUUUCUCGAAAGCAAGUAAAAUGAGAAGAGGCACCGAGGACCAGACUGACGAUACAUCAGACUGGCUCAUACUUAAAUGUUAGACAAUUCUGUAGAUGCCAAUGAAGUGUGACGUCUGUUUGGAUUUUCAUUUUUAAGUUAUUCUGCAUUAUUCUCUGGUUAAACAAACACUGGUGAUCACCUUUACGCCCUUCUAUUAAUGCACACUUUACUGUUUCUUUCCUGAUGAAACGCUGACUUUCUUUCCUUCAAAAAGGAAGCACAGCUUUGACGAAGACGCCCUCCUGGUCUGCACUAGAGAGAGAAAGCUCCUGUUAAGUAUCACUUUUGGGUUGUAAUCGUAGAACAAAUCUUAGUUCCGGAAAUAAUUGUUGGUGGAGAAGUUCACCUUCCUGGGUUAGUUUACCAUGAAUAUUGAUGUGAUCCCCUGCUGCCAGGCUUAA